Molecule: messenger RNA, 1791 nt
Organism: Aspergillus heteromorphus CBS 117.55
Lineage: Eukaryota; Fungi; Ascomycota; Eurotiomycetes; Eurotiales; Aspergillaceae
Exons: 3
Coding region: 1-1791 (596 amino acids)
Source: RefSeq, a predicted model, not a curated record
AUGAACAAGGACAGGAUGGAUAAGGUGGACGAUGUUAUGGAUCAGGAUUCCCAGUCCCAGUCCCAGUCCCAGUCCCAGUCCCACCCCCAAACCCCAACCACAACCACAGCCAAAAACCGCCUAACCCGCACCUACACCGAACGCUCGCCCAGCCCGAGCCCCAGCCCCAACCGCACGCGUCCCGACUCCUCCACAAACAAAAAGCCCCGGCUCCCAUCCCCCUGGACCCAAGCAGGCGAUCGUCUCGAAGCAGCCCUGGACCGCGAGAUUCGCGCGUACGAGCAGGUCAUCCGCUCCCACGAGGCCGAAGUGGGCGCGCACCAGGCCUUCGUGGAGAAGAGUCGGCGCAUGUUUGCGGACGCGGUUGAGGUGGGGAGUAUGACUAUGGGAGGUGGUGAUAGUGAGAAUGUGGAGGUGGAGAUGAAGGUGGAUGUUGAUAUUGAUGGGGAUGUUGAUAUGGAUGUCGAUGUCGAUGUCGAUGUGGAUCAUGAUGGGGAUGUGGAUGGGGAUGACAGUGUGGAUGGGGGCGUGUCUCUGGGAAAUAAGAAGAAAGACGAGAACAAGGAGGAGAAGGAAAAAGAGAAGAAGCUGGAAGAGAUGGAGAUGAAGAAACGCGGUUCGGGUCUCACUUUCGACAAGAUGCAACCGUCAAUGGGACCGGUCCCGGGACGGGGAAUGGACACCUAUCUGUAUCCUGGGGGGAUGAAGAGCACUGCUGCCGGUGCCAAUACCGGAAAGCUCACAGGCACAAUUGAAAAAGGCUGUCUCACCAGCUCUGUCCCCGGAGGUGUGAUCCACGGACGACAACGCUUCGGAUUCAACAUCUACGAGGAUAGCGAAUUGCCUAAUCUGAACCCGGACCAGAACCAAGACCAGACAGCGACCCAUACAGAGACUCCCCUGCAGGGACAGCAAGGCAGCGCAGGCGCAGCCGUGGACUAUCGCGAGGUACAAGCCGAACGAGACUGGGAUGAGGAUAAAGAGAACAUGCACGUGGAUGCCGAGGGACAGCUGUUUCUCCUGCAACAGAUGCAGCAACACCAACUGCAACAGGACGCGAGAAUGGGAAAUCAGGUCCAGAUCCAGAAUCCCUCUACCACAACCACCGGCACUCGCACCCGCACGGGCACUGGCACUGGCACUAAUACUACUACUAAUACUAAUACUAACACCACCACCACCCCCCAAACCAACCAAUUCUCAGACCCCGACGACGAGAUGACCCUCGACACCGCAGUCGAUACCCACCACCAUCACCACCACCACCACCACCACAAUAAUACCCGCACCUGGACCCCCACCGACCCAUCGCACUUCAUCGACGAAGACGCCGACACCGAGAUCGACCCCGACGAAGCCGAAUUCGGCGACCAUCUGCGUCGAAGACGGUACCACCAUGCCCGUCGGCAGCGGCGCGCACAGAACACGUCGAUUCAUACUUCUGCAUCAUCUUCGGUGCUUGCUCGUUUUGGUUCUGGUUCCGGAUCUGCGUCUGGCUCUGGCUCUGGGUCUGGAUCUCGGGCGAUGGAGGGCGUGGAGAUGGCCUCGAGAGGGGCGAUUGGCGGCGGGUUGAGCGCGACGGAGGUUUCGUUGAGUGCCUUGUCGUCCGCGAGGAGGUACGACUACGUGGAUGAAGACAAUGAAGAAGAUCGAAAAUCCAAAGCUCAUAAUGCAGUAAAUUCCAUAACGGAUGAAGCAUGCUGGCGAUUAUUUGCCAUCCCGGUCCUCGCGAAUCCUCCCAAUAUUCCAUCCCGUGUCACUCACUCCAGUGUUGUCUUCGACAUUCCAUAG